Molecule: messenger RNA, 1169 nt
Organism: Osmia bicornis bicornis
Lineage: Eukaryota; Metazoa; Arthropoda; Insecta; Hymenoptera; Megachilidae
Product: cathepsin O-like
Exons: 7
Coding region: 69-1133 (354 amino acids)
Cellular component (GO): lysosome
Molecular function (GO): cysteine-type endopeptidase activity
Source: RefSeq, a predicted model, not a curated record
GUGCAGCACUUGCUCAGGGAAUUCCCAAGCGAGAGCGCUACCAUUUCCUCUUGGGUUUCACCCUCGACAUGGAGUGGAGAACAGUAGCGCUGGCAGUGUUGAUAGUGAGUUUAUGUUUUCUCGCGAUACCGAUCAGAGUGGAUCCUGAUACUAAUAACGAGGACAUCAAACUCUUUAAGAAUUAUGUCUCGCGUUAUAAUAAAACUUAUAGAAACAAUCCGACGGAAUAUGAGGAUAGAUUUCAGCGAUUUCAGAGAUCGUUGCGGCACAUAGAAAAAAUGAACGGCCUUCGAUCGUCACCGGAGAGCGCGUAUUACGGUCUCACCGAAUACUCGGAUAUGACGGAGGAUGAAUUCCGGACGCAAACUCUUUUAUCCGAUUUACCCGUCAGAGGCGGGAAACACGUGACUGCAUCCUAUCACCGGAUGCACCAUUCGCGACAUUCGGAUAAUCGGGUGAGAAGAGCGACCGGUUUACCCUUAAGAUUCGAUUGGAGGGACAAAGGGGUAAUUUCUCCUGUCCGAAGUCAGGGAACAUGCGGAGCUUGUUGGGCCUUCAGCACCGUCGAAGUCGCCGAAUCGAUGUUUGCCAUUAAAAAUGGCACUCUGUAUCCGUUAAGCGUGCAAGAAAUGAUCGAUUGCGCUAAAAACAGUAACUUCGGAUGCGAAGGAGGGGACAUAUGCAGUCUUCUCUCGUGGUUGUUGGUGUCGAAGGUUCAAAUAUUUCAAGAGCCCACUUACCCGUUAACACGGAAGACGGACAGUUGUAAGCUCGAAAAAGCACAGGGUAAAUCUGGCGUUAGGGUAAAGGAUUUCACGUGCGAUAGUUUCGUAGAUGCGGAGGAUGAGCUACUAACGACACUGGCUACUCAUGGCCCGGUUGCGGCCGCGGUGAACGCUUUGUCUUGGCAAAAUUAUUUAGGUGGAGUUAUACAGUAUCACUGCGACGGUUCCUUUGAUAACUUGAAUCAUGCAGUGCAGAUAAUAGGAUACGACAAGUCCGGCAACAUACCGCAUUAUAUUAUUAAAAAUUCAUGGGGUACAAGCUUCGGGGACAAAGGCUUCAUGUACAUAGCCAUAGGAAAUAAUUUAUGCGGUAUAGCGAAUCAGGUCUCGUCGUUGGACGUUCUUUAAGAUGAUUUAUAAAAUAAAAUAUUUAUAUUAAUCCUA